Fulmarus glacialis (Northern fulmar) is the source of this 1112-nucleotide messenger RNA. Its product is annotated as calsyntenin-2-like. Gene Ontology annotation, biological process: homophilic cell-cell adhesion; positive regulation of synapse assembly; positive regulation of synaptic transmission. Lineage: Eukaryota; Metazoa; Chordata; Aves; Procellariiformes; Procellariidae. Gene Ontology annotation, cellular component: cell surface; postsynaptic membrane. The annotation marks the transcript as partial. The transcript has 6 exons. The record is from RefSeq and is a predicted model, not a curated record. Gene Ontology annotation, molecular function: amyloid-beta binding; calcium ion binding; X11-like protein binding.
GUGAAAUCUGUGCUUUUAAAAUCCAUGGACAAGAAAUGCCCUUCGAAGCUGUUGUGCUAAACAAGACAUCUGGAGAAGGUCGUCUUCGAGCAAAAAGUCCUAUUGACUGUGAACUGCAGAAGGAAUACACAUUCAUCAUCCAGGCCUAUGAUUGUGGAUCAGGGCCAGGUGGAACAAACUGGAAGAAAUCUCACAAGGCAGUGGUCCAUAUCCAGGUAAAGGAUGUCAAUGAGUUUUCACCAGCUUUCAAGGAGAGUGUGUAUAAGGCCACCGUGACAGAGGGAAAGAUCUAUGACAGCAUACUGCAGGUAGAAGCCAUAGACGAGGACUGUUCCCCACAGUAUAGCCAGAUCUGCAAUUAUGAAAUUGUCACAACUGAUGUUCCUUUUGCCAUUGACAGAAAUGGUAACAUCAGAAACACUGAGAAACUGAACUAUGAUAAGCAGCACCAGUAUGAGAUAAUGGUAACAGCUUUUGACUGUGGGCAAAAACAUGCAACAGAAGAUGUCUUAGUACGAGUUAAUGUCAAACCAGUGUGCAAACCAGGCUGGCAAGACUGGAACAAACGGAUUGAAUACAAGCCUGGUUCUGGCAGCAUACCUUUGUUUCCCAGCAUUCAUCUAGAAACAUGUGAUGGACCAGUUUCCUCAAUACAUACCACCAUUGAAUUGCAGACCAAUUACAUUGGAAAGGGCUGUGAUCGUGAAACGUACUCAGAAAAAUCUCUGCAGAAAUUAUGUGGAGCUUCCUCAGGUGCCAUUGACCUGUUACCGUCUCCCAGUGCAACAACUAACUGGACAGCUGGGCUUCUCAUGGAUAACAAUGACAUGAUUUUUAAAUUUGAUGGAAAGCAAGGAGCCAAAAUCCCAGAUGGAAUAGUCCCGAAGAAUUUAACUGAUCAAUUCACCAUCACUCUGUGGAUGAAACAUGGACCUAGUCCAGGAUUAAGAGCUGAGAAAGAGACUAUUCUCUGCAACUCUGACAAGACAGAGAUGAACCGACAUCACUAUGCCCUGUACGUGCACAACUGCCGAUUAGUAUUUCUGUUGCGCAAAGACUUUGAUCAGGCUGACACCUUUCGUCCUGCAGAGUUCCACUGGAAACUGGAUCAG